CCAAAUAAAGUCUGUUAAACCCCAAAUAAAUUUCCGCUCUCCUCAAACUCCAAUUCGCAGCUGCUCUUCAUCUCCUUCCUCCUCUUCCUCCACCAUUUUAUAUUUGCAUCACCACCUCUAAACGGCGGCGCUUCCGCCAUUGUGGACUUCCAAUUUGGAGACUUCCGAACACCACACCUCCUCUGCCGCUACUAUUCUCCUGUCGAAGAUAUUGUAUAGCUUCUUUUAUUCAUGUUGAUAUUUUUCUUAACAACAUCAGACUGAUUUGUGAUAUUCAACACACUAGUGAGAGGAAAUGGCAUUCAGGUCAAAGGAAACAAUGAAGAAGAUACUGAAGAAAGUCGGAGAAGAUAACAUUACGAGGGGUGUCAAAGAGGCUUUAACAAAGAACAUACCAAAUAACAAGGUAGUCAUGGGUCGUGCUAAGCGAGGGCUUUUUGCCGGUCGCCAUAUUCAGUUCGGCAACCAAGUUAGCGAAGACGGAGGCAAUAAGUCGCGGAGAACUUGGAAGCCGAACGUGCAAGAGAAACGACUCUUCAGUUACAUUUUGGACCGCCAUAUUCGUGUCCAUGUGACAACACAUGCUCUACGUUGCAUUGACAAAGCUGGUGGUAUUGAUGAGUACCUGUUGAAGACACCGUAUCAUAAAAUGGACACAGAAAUGGGCCUCCUUUGGAAAGCCAAAAUUGAGAAGAUGUAUGAAGAGCUUGGAAACAAGGAGAUUUCGUUUUUCUCUCCGGAGGAUGAAGCCAAGUUUGAGCAAAGUUUUAAGGAAAUGAAGCUAGAUGAAAAAAUAGCCCGAAGAGAAUUCAGAAGAGGAUUGUAUGGGUCAGUGAAGCCCGAAAAAAUAUCAGAUCUCGAGGGUGGUGGUGGUGAAUCAGAUGGUGGAGUUGGAAGCUCACAUUCAGACCAUGAGCAGUUGGCUGCAACUGCUUGAGCUUUCACUUCAUGACCAGCUUUCACUUCAUGACCAGCUUUCACUUCAUGGUGGAGUCGGAAGCUCACAUUCAGUGCUUGAGAUUGCACCUCAUGACCACCUUUAAGCUUUUGCAAUUUUCUUCAGGAUGUAAACCAGUUUUGCAGUAUUACUCUCGCAGCUGUAGCAUUUGACAAUUUUAUUUCUCAUGUUUACAGUUUCUUAUCAUCUAGGCUAUUGACAUAAGAGCCCUCUUGUAUGAUACUAGUAUAAUGCUCAGAAUUUUGAUAAGGAAAAAUUGAUAAUAUAAAUCCCACCUUUUGCCGGUCU
Spinacia oleracea (spinach) is the source of this 1246-nucleotide messenger RNA. RefSeq names its product 54S ribosomal protein L24, mitochondrial. Bases 296 to 937 code for a protein of 213 amino acids. NCBI's taxonomy places the organism in Eukaryota, Viridiplantae, Streptophyta, Magnoliopsida, Caryophyllales, Amaranthaceae. The transcript has 3 exons. Gene Ontology annotation, molecular function: structural constituent of ribosome. Gene Ontology annotation, cellular component: mitochondrial large ribosomal subunit. The record is from RefSeq and is a predicted model, not a curated record.